This is a messenger RNA of Thlaspi arvense, 882 nucleotides long. Lineage: Eukaryota; Viridiplantae; Streptophyta; Magnoliopsida; Brassicales; Brassicaceae. The record is from the annotation of a GenBank genome assembly.
AUGACUUGUGAACUAAGAGAUGAGAACCCACAUCUGACCACAGGUCCCGCGCAAGGCGUUGAAGGAUACGCACCACCACAUAUGAAUCAACAAAGUUUUUAUCAACCCAAUCGGUUCACACACAACACAAAGAAGAAGAAGAAGAUCAAGAGAAAAGAUGAAGAGAAACCUGUUCCUCUAAUAGAUGGAGAUGCAUUUGAAACGCCACUCAAGUUUAACUCUCAGUCAAAAAAGGCUGUGACAUUUGGUUCUAAUAAGAAAACUUCUAAGGGAAAAAAGACGGCUACCGCACAUAACAGAGAUCAAUGUCCAGCAACAGAUAAAACUAAGUGUCAUCUUCUGCGGUUUAUCAAGCUUUACGUGGUGCACUUGGUAUCUUUCAAGCCAUUGAUGAUGGCGUUGCUGGUCAGUCUAAGCGCUAGAAGAAAGUCUCAGUUGAUAAGGGAGUAUGCGGCUAAUAAUUUGGUCAACACGAAAAAAUCAGAAUUAAUCGAAAUGCAAAAGGAUCAAAAAGCAGAAGAAAUACAAGUUAUUCAAGAGAUAAAGCAAAAGAAAAAAAUUGAACAUGAUUUUGAUUUAAACAAAACGAUUUAUGAAGAUGGAGGAGAGUUUCACCCCACAGAUGAAUUUGUUUCUAAGAAAGAUAUUAAACAUGAAUUCGAUCUAAACAAAAUAAUGUUUAUUGACAAAGUUGCAAGAAUUCAUCCGGAUCAAAGAAUUCAAGAAAGCAUGAUCGAUACAGCUCAUCGUCACUCCGAUACCAACGAUGCCGACAGGAAUUUUCUCAUCGACGACGACCACCGCCUCGUCACCUGCUCUUCCCGAGGAUUAUUUUUUUCGGCUCUACUGAUCCUUCUCGACUUUUCUUCUGAUCUCGAUUAA